Impatiens glandulifera is the source of this 1335-nucleotide messenger RNA. RefSeq names its product mitogen-activated protein kinase kinase kinase 20-like. The transcript is spliced from 3 exons. Gene Ontology annotation, molecular function: ATP binding; protein kinase activity. The coding region runs from base 1 to 1335 and encodes 444 amino acids. NCBI's taxonomy places the organism in Eukaryota, Viridiplantae, Streptophyta, Magnoliopsida, Ericales, Balsaminaceae. Gene Ontology annotation, biological process: protein phosphorylation. The record is from RefSeq and is a predicted model, not a curated record.
AUGGCUGCAGAAUCUGAAGAAGUGUCUUCUCACGAAGGUCCAUCCGCUGGAGGAAAUAAAUUGUUAAGAUCUAUGAGGUCUAUGCUUUCCUCAAUGCAGAAGACUAUGUGUCAGUCAAUGAUCUCCAGGGAAGAGGAAAGAGCGAAUUUCAGCAACAUUUUCAAGAUCCUAAUUGAGCUGGAUAAGACCCUGAAGAUGAAUACUUAUGAGACCCAUGUCUCGAAUGGUUGCAUGAAGAGAAAUGACAAUGAACGACAAGCUUUUGCUAAGAACAUUGCCAGGAAGUUUCAAGCUAAGGAAGAUGCUUUAGGCAAUGCUGAAAGUGCUCAUCCUCGACCAACUCAAGGUGAGUCAAGCAGGAGGAAUGAUGGUGUGUCAAUUGGGACCAGAUCAUGGUGGGCCCCAAAUUCUGAUGACAAUCCCAGGCCAACCAAGAGAGGUGGUUGUCGAAGUGGUUCUGAGCGUGGUGGUAGAAGUGGUGGCGGUCGGAGUAGGCUGUCCAAUGUUGAUCAAGGAAUAAUAAUGUCUUUGUGGGAGAGACUCGAGAAAUUGGGGGAAGGCAGCUAUGGAGUUGUCUAUCUAGGUCGUCCAUUGGAAGGACAUUAUCUCUAUCCAUCUAUUCAAUUAAUGGCAGUUAAAUCUGCAGAGAAUAAAGAUUCAUCUCUCCUACACGAAAGGGAUAUUCUCUCAAAAUUUAAAGGAUGCCCUCAUAUAAUUAGUUUAUUGGGCUAUGAUUUCACCGUUGAAGGCACCAAAGUUUUUACUAAUAUAUUCUUGGAGUACGCGUCGGGCGGCACUUUACACCACCGCAUUCAAUCAUCAAAGACCGCCGAAUGCAAAGGAAUCCCCGAAAUUGAAGCAAAGGAAUAUACACUUUCCAUUUUAAAGGGUCUGCGUUAUAUUCAUGAGAGUGGAUACGUCCAUUGUGAUAUAAAACCCGAAAACAUAUUAAUUGUCGACGAGAAGGCCAAAAUAGGAGACUUUGGUUUUACUAUGCAGCCCCUCUAUCUUCCAGGGAUGAUUAUAGGAACACCACAUUAUAUGCCUCCAGAAUCAUUAAAUGAUGGAGAAUAUGAUACUCCUACCGAUAUUUGGGCAUUGGGAUGCUCAUUGUUUGAGAUGAUCACAUCAAUUCCGCAAUGGAAAUGCCAAAAUAUGAACCAAAAACUUAUUAAACUAAUAAAGCGGAGUAAAAUGUCCAAAGAUGCUUUCGAUUUUUGGAAGAUGUGCACAAUUAAAGAUCCUAAGAAAAGGUGGAGCGUCAAUAUGCUUCUACAACAUCCGUUCAUCGUCGGUAGGAGCCACGAUCCUCCUCCUGCCCAAAAUAGCACAUAG